AUGAGCAUCAUAUCGAAGUACAUCAGAAAGCCACCUGCUUCUUGUUCCAGGACUCUAGCGCUUGCGGGCCAACCAACUCCCUCCGAGGACUACACAACGAGUGCAAACGCUGGUCAAGAAGACCCUGAGAAGGAGAAGUUCAACGCGAGAGAGCAGAGCCUGAUCGCCCUCUUCAAACAAUGCUGCUCAAACACGAGGGAUGUGAGUCGGAUUCACGCGCAGAUCGUCAAGACCGGGUUCGACCAGCACGUCUUCGUGGCGGGCAGAGUCGUCUCCUUCUGCUGCGCCUCGGAGCAGGGUUCGGUGGACUACGCGGCCUCGGUGUUCGAGGAGUUGCAGUAUCCUGACGGGUUCCUUUUCAACACGAUGAUCAGAGGGUUCGGGAGGACCAACAGAACAGAGGAGGCGUUUUCCAUGUACAAGAGGAUGAGGAACAGGGGGAAGCCGGCCGACAACUUCACCUUCUGCUUCCUGCUCAAGAUAUGCGGUCAGUCGACGGCUGUUGAAUUGGGGAAGCAGGUCCACUGCUGCAUACUCAAGCAGGGGCUGCACUCCCACGUCUACGUCUCCAACACCCUCAUCCACAUGUACGGACUCUUCCGAGGCAUGGAUGACGCCCUCAAGGUGUUUGAAGAAAUGAGCCACGUCGAUCUGGUCUCUUGGAACACUCUCCUCGACGGCUACGUGCAAUGCAGCGGGUACGAGGAAGCGUGCAGCGUUUUCCUGAGAAUGCAGAGAAGCGGUUUCAGGCCCGACGAGGCCACCUUGGUUGUGGCCCUCUCUGCCUGCUCUGAGCUGGGUAAUUUAGAUUUCGGCGGACGGGUCCACUCCAGUAUUACCGCUUCUGUUCUCGAUCAGAGCAUCUCCGUUUCCAACUCCCUGAUCGAUAUGUACGCCAAGUGCGGAGCAGUUGACAGGGCGGCGCAAGUUUUCGAGGUUAUGAAAGAGAGGAACACGGUAUCGUGGAAUUCGAUGAUAUUAGGACUUGCUGUGCAUGGGAAUUCAGAUGAUGCGCUGAGACUGUUCGAUCGAAUGCUGGAAUGCAACAAGCCAUAUAAUGAGCCCAGUGACAUUACGUUCCUGGGAGUGCUGUGUGCCUGCAGCCAUGGAGGCCUGGUCGAGCAAGGGAGGAGAUAUUUCGACAGGAUGCAGAGAGAAUAUGGAAUAAGUCCAAGCAUAAGGCACUUUGGAUGCAUGGUUGAUCUGCUCGGGAGAGCAGGACUUGUGAGGGAGGCCUAUGAGCUAAUAAAGGAGAUGCCGAUGGAGAGCAAUGCUGUUGUGUGGAGGACAUUGUUAGGAGCGUGCAGGGUGCACGGAGACCUUGCACUGGCAGAAGUAGCGAAGAAGCAUCUAGCACGCUUGGACCCCGAUCACAGUAGCGAUUAUGUUCUGCUUUCGCAUAUGUAUGCUACUAAACAUCAGUGGAAGGAUGUUUUUGAUGUAAGAGAGGCAAUGAAGGGGAAAGGUGUUCAGAAGCCACAACCUGGUAACUGCCUCAUCUAA
Asparagus officinalis (garden asparagus) is the source of this 1503-nucleotide messenger RNA. Its product is annotated as pentatricopeptide repeat-containing protein At4g21065-like. Lineage: Eukaryota; Viridiplantae; Streptophyta; Magnoliopsida; Asparagales; Asparagaceae. Gene Ontology annotation, biological process: RNA modification. The transcript has a single exon. The record is from RefSeq and is a predicted model, not a curated record. Gene Ontology annotation, molecular function: RNA binding; protein binding. Bases 1 to 1503 code for a protein of 500 amino acids.